CACCCGACAGCGGCAGCAGCAGGAGGAGGAGGAGGAGAUUCACAUCCUUCAUGAUUCUGCAUUAAACCGCACUCUAUAUCAACAAACCCGGGGCCUUUACCGAUCCAACACCACACACUCGACCAUGGACAAUUCCGGCAAAGAGAAGGAGGCCAUGCAGCUGAUGGCAGAGGCGGACAAAAAAGUCAAAUCCUCGGGUUCAUUUCUCGGAGGGAUGUUCGGGGGGAAUCACAAGGUGGAGGAUGCAUGUGAAAUGUAUGCCAGAGCUGCCAACAUGUUCAAGAUGGCCAAAAACUGGAGUGCUGCGGGCAAUGCUUUCUGCCAAGCGGCAAGACUUCACAUGCAGAUGCAGAAUAAACUGGACUCGGCCACCAGCUUUGUUGAUGCUGGAAAUGCUUAUAAGAAAGCAGAUCCUCAAGAGGCCAUCAACUGUUUAAACGCAGCCAUCGAUAUUUAUACAGACAUGGGAAGGUUCACCAUCGCUGCAAAGCAUCACAUGACUAUUGCAGAGAUCUAUGAAUCCGAGCUAGUGGAUAUUGAAAAGGCCAUUGCUCAUUUCGAACAAGCCGCAGACUACUAUAAAGGUGAAGAGUCAAACAGCUCUGCUAAUAAGUGUCUGCUGAAGGUGGGCUCGUACAGCGCUCAGCUGGAGCAAUACCCCAAAGCCAUCGAGAUCUUUGAGCAGGUUGCGUCCAACACAAUGGAUAAUCCUCUGCUGAAAUACAACGCUAAAGAGUACUUCUGGAAAGCAGCUCUGUGCCACUUCAUCGUGGAUGAAUUAAACGCAAAGCUUGCAAUUGAGAAAUAUGAAGGGAUGUUUCCAGCAUUCUCUGAUUCAAGAGAAUGCAAGCUGUUGAAAAAACUAUUGGAGGCUCAUGAGGAACAGAACAGCGAGGCGUUCACUGAAGCUGUGAAGGAGUUUGACUCGAUCUCUCGUCUGGACCAAUGGCAGACCACCAUGUUGCUGCGUAUCAAGAAAACCAUCCAGGGAGAUUCUGGAGACCUGAAGUGAGGCGUCCUGAAACAAUACUGUGGCUUCAUAUGUUGUUUAAUUUCUUACCUUAUCGUAUGUGUGUGAGUGUGUGUGUGACAAUCUGGUUGAACAUUUCUGUAGUGAAACUACACUGUAAAACAUGUGUGUUGAUGAACGGUUUGCGUAUUUUGUGAUGUUUACCGUUUAUUUACGAUUGUGAAUUGCAUUAUGGGAUGUUGAUCACUGCUCUGUCGACUUUUGAUGUUGAAAAUUCAACUCUACAGCUUAAAAAAAAGACUUUUAUUGACAUUUUAGUAGUUUGAAAUAAUAUAAUGUAUAAGAAAUAAUAUAUAGAGAGACAAUUCUGUGAAAUAACAGGCUAAUAAAUGUACUGGCAGUUUAUUACAAGGUUUAAAAAUGUUGGGUUAUUUAUUUAACUCAAUGGUUGAGUUAAAAAUAUUUAGUGCUUUAUUGGAUUAUUUUUAACCUUUAUUGGUUUAUUUAUUAAUAACUCGACCCAUUGGGUUAAAUAUUUGGUGCUUUGUUGGGUUAUUUUUAGCCUUUGUUUGGUUCUUUAUUUAAUAACUUAACCAGUUGGGUUAAAAAUUUUGAAUUUAAACAGUCAACUGAUUUAACUGACCCAGAACAGUUGUAAUAAAUGCGUAUUAAAAAGUAAUGUUGUUUUGCUGUGUAAUGUUUAUUUAAGGUCUAACCAGGGGCGGAUUUAAUCAAUAAGUAAGGUAAGCGGCCACUUAGGGCCCUAAUAAAUAUCUUGAAGUAUAAAUUAUACAUAUAAACUAUAUUAAACAUAGUUUUCUACCAUUUUAAUGUAAUUAAAUAUCAUUUAAUAUAUAUAUAUAUAUUUAUAAUAAUGUCAUUUUAUGUGCUCACUUAAAACUUAAAAAUUAACCCUACAGGUAAUCAAUGAUGGGUCAUUUUGCCAGCAACUGACCUGCUGUUGGGUUAUUUUUAACCCAAUCCAUUGAAUUGUUAAGGUUAAUCCAACAAUUUGGAUUACAAAAAUAACUAAUUUGUUGGGUCACUAUAUGAUAAAUUAUUAUUAUUGGGUUGGUGUCUCCGCUGGGUCCUAAAGGCAAGAAUGACGGCCAAAUAUCUCAAAUGUGUGUAUCAUUUCCUCCAAACAAACUGUAGAAAUGAACACGGAGGUGGAGAAAGUGUUUUUAUUCAUAUAUAGAUCGGCUAUGAAGCGUGCAUUUGUUUCAUCAAAUUAAGAUUGCUGGUGAAACGGAUAGAAAAAACACGACACAGAGAGGUAAUUUGAUUAAAAAAAUAAAAAACAUUUUUUAUUGUGAUAGACCCAGGAGCGGAUUUUGUGAUUUUGGAGCCCUAAGCAAUUCCAGCCAUAGUCCUGAAAUGCACCCUUUCUACUUUUAUCAAAUAUUUACUUAUAUUGCUUUUUUUUUUUAAUCCCUCAAUCUUCUUUUCGACAUUCUAAAUUAAUGCAAGCUCUACAUUUUAAAUGAUUAGCUUUCCUAAAAUGAAUCUACAACUAAAAUUAUACAUAUAUU
Messenger RNA from Danio aesculapii, 2502 nucleotides. It is a transcript of the gene napba, whose product is annotated as N-ethylmaleimide-sensitive factor attachment protein, beta a. Gene Ontology annotation, cellular component: terminal bouton; synaptobrevin 2-SNAP-25-syntaxin-1a complex; vacuolar membrane. Gene Ontology annotation, molecular function: soluble NSF attachment protein activity; syntaxin binding. The transcript is spliced from 11 exons. NCBI's taxonomy places the organism in Eukaryota, Metazoa, Chordata, Actinopteri, Cypriniformes, Danionidae. The record is from RefSeq and is a predicted model, not a curated record. Gene Ontology annotation, biological process: synaptic transmission, glutamatergic; regulation of synaptic vesicle priming; SNARE complex disassembly. Bases 125 to 1012 code for a protein of 295 amino acids.